This is a messenger RNA of Armigeres subalbatus, 2953 nucleotides long. RefSeq lists its product as uncharacterized. The record is from RefSeq and is a predicted model, not a curated record. NCBI's taxonomy places the organism in Eukaryota, Metazoa, Arthropoda, Insecta, Diptera, Culicidae. Gene Ontology annotation, molecular function: sweet taste receptor activity. Gene Ontology annotation, biological process: sensory perception of sweet taste; detection of chemical stimulus involved in sensory perception of taste. Bases 30 to 2660 code for a protein of 876 amino acids. Gene Ontology annotation, cellular component: membrane. The transcript is spliced from 13 exons.
UUGAUCACACACGAUGUCUAUUACAAGACAUGUCACUAAAGAAAGUGAAACUAUUGAAAAACUUGUUUCCAUCGAAAGAAAAAGCGGAAGAUAGUUUCCAUCAAGCUAUGAGACCUUACAUCGUCACGGGACAGCUGUUUGGCAUCUUUCCGCUGUCCGGAAUAUACGACGUGGACCCCAACCGGAUACGCUUGGCAUGGCCCACGCUGCGAGUCUUACUUGGCCUAGUUGUGCUUGGGGCCGGCAUUGUGAACUCCAUAGCGGAAUACUUGCGACUACAAUCGGUGGGCGUUAGCGCCAAAAACAUCAACGGACUAAUAUUCUUCAUCGACGGCUGCAUAAUCAACGUUCUGUUUCUAAUGCUGGCCACCAAAUGGAAACGCGUCGCCGUUAAGUGGGACAGUGUCGAUCGGAUUUUCCUUACCGAAUCGUAUCGAAUUGAAUCCAGGUGGACAUUGAAGCGGCGGCUAUGGACCGCCACCGCCGUGCUGUUGGGAUUUGCUUGCUGUGAGCAUCUUUUAGCAACAGUUAAUAAUUUGAAUAAUCUAUGGUAUGAAAUUGAACAAUGUGGCUGGAGGAGAAACAUAACGGAUAGUUUUCGGCAUGUAUCGCUGAGAAAAUUCUCCAACAUGUAUCUAAUUGUUCCUUACAGUGCCGCUUCAGCUGUCUUUUUUACGUACAUAUCGUGCGCCUUAACCCUCUAUUGGAACUACUUGGAUGUGUUCAUCAUAUUGGUGAGUAUUGCCAUCGCUACCCGAUUCGAUCAACUCAACAAUUAUCUCCGGGGCCUGGCUGGCGGAGGAGUUCUCAUACCGAACGAACCAUUCUGGAUCCGGGUACGGUCACAUUAUGUAUCACUAUGCGAACUGUUGGAUGAAGUAGAUCGGGCAGUCGCAUGGAUAGUGCUCCUAUCCUGUGCUACCAAUUUGUAUUUCAUUUGUCUGCAAAUACUCAACGUUUCCCAGAAACUUCGUUAUGCAGUCAACGAUGUUUACUAUUGGUUCUCUUUGCUAUUUUUAAUCGGACGAACUGCAACACUGUUCCUUUGUGCGGCCCAUAUUCACGAAGCUGCUAAAAAACCUUUGGACAUUGUGGCAAAUAUCCCUAAUAAUGGAUGGAACGUUGAGUUGGAUCGAUUCUCAUCACAGCUAAAAAGUGAAACGAUAGCCCUUUCCGGUAUGGGAUUCUUCCAUAUCACCAGACAGCUGCUUUUCUCGAUGGCGGGAACCAUCGUAACAUAUGAGCUGGUGAUGCUCAAGUUUGAUAAGGAGUCCGAAGGCAAGGGUUAUAUCCGACCGUGUUCUUUCUUCGACAUCGAAAAGAAGUGUACGAUGAUUGAUCCACUAUGGCGUGAUCGGUAUAAAUUGUGGAAGAAAACAAAAAUCUUACAAUCUGAUGAAAUACGACAUACGUCUUUUGAAGACAACGGACCAGAAAGUGACUAUUUCCACAUUGCUAUAGCUCCAGUUCUCAAAUUCUCCCAAUUUUUUGGAGUCUUCCCACUGCACAGCGUGAUGGAGCGUCUUCCCCAGAAUAUGUCGUUCAAAAUGGUCCGCAUCUCUACGGUCCUAAGCCUGCUGGCGAUUGUUGGUGGAUACGCAGUCUCAGCAGCGAGCACGAAGCGCCUGGUUAGAACCGGUCUGAAUGCCAUCAAUAUGGCAGAGCCAUUCUUUUUCGCUAUUUGCGCCACAAGUGCAGCUUUGUUUUGGGCACUGGCCAAGGAAUGGCAAUUCAUUGCUACCAUGUGGUCCGAAACCGAGCGCGAAUUCCUGCACAAACCAUUCCGAUGUAAAAAGCUUAAAAAUAGUAUCCGACGGACAGCAACAUUAAUUCUGACUCUGGCCUUCGCCGAACACAUCUUCUCGGUGGCGAAUAACAUUGCGAAUCUUCGAAGAGAGAUCAAGCAUUGCAACUGGACCAUAACAAAUCCGGUGAAACACUUCUGCCUUAAAACAUUCAGUUCUACCUUCGACAGCAUUCCUUACAAUCUUCCUGUUGCAAUUUAUAAUGAGUAUGUGGUCGUUGCCAUGACAUUCGCGUGGAACUUCGUUGACCUGUUCAUAGUGCUAAUUAGCAUAGGCCUCACCACUCGAUUCACUCAACUCAACAUACGUAUAUCGGAGCAAAUACGGAGCAGUAAAGGUACCUCCGAAGAUUUCUGGGAGCGGAUUCGUCUGCAAUAUGUGUCACUGUGCGAUUUAGUCGUUUUGCUGAACCGAUAUAUCAGUCGCUUGGUUUUCGUGUCAUAUGCCAACGAUCUGUACUUCAUCUGCCUGCAGAUAAUGAACGCAACCCUCGAGCAACCGUUUCUGAUCAACAGAGUUUACUUCUAUUAUUCCUUCAGCUACCUUCUCCUGCGGACAUCCCUUAUGUUUUGGUACAGCUCGCAGGUUCAAGAUGCUAGUCAUCAGCCCUGUCGGCUAAUUCUACAUGUACCCAAUCACGAAUACUGCGAUGAGUUGCAGCGGGUUCAGAUGUAUUCCAGGCGAGGCGUUAGCCUCACAGGCAUGGGAGUUUUCCUAGUCUCGCGGAGGAUUUUCCUAACGAUAGCCGGAACGAUCAUCACAUAUGAAUUGGUACUAAUAUCCUUCCGCAAGCGAACAAUGGAUCAAUCAGUAAAUAAUGACAGUAUUCAAUGUGAGCCAUUACAGUUGGACUAAUAGGUUUAAAAAAAAUUCUUCUGUUACUUCCAUCCUGAAGAGAAGCUCCGUGAACACGCUAUUAGCAAAUUGGCUAUUCAUAUACACUGUUGUAAACACAAUAAUAAACAAUAUCAAAGCGUGACAACCAGGGAUACCAGGCAUACCGCAGAGAAAAGACAUAGACCAAAGCCGCUACGUGGACAUCGGCCCAUAGAGGUUCGAACAAAAUAGCAACCUAUGUUUUCCCAUAUAAACAAAUUUGUGAAAUUUAUAUUCCUGUACAAACCUCCACUCACUCAAUAAAUUAUCAU